AUGGAUCAUGGAGAAAACCCUUUCAGUAUUUUUACUUAGUAAUAAGAAUUUUUGUUAUAAAAUGAAGUCAGAUGUGUAGAUUUGGAUGAAGAAGAGCGAAUAUUAGCAAAUUUAGCGAAAGAAGAAGUUGAUUAAUUAAGAAUAUUAAGCAGAAUACCUAUAGGCACUGAACUUUAUAGAUUCAAAAUGGAAUAAUAUAAAGAGUUAAGUACUUUGAAAUCAGAAAUGGAGAAAAUAGCUAAUGAAUAAAAACUUUAAAGAUUAAGAAGAGAAUUCGAAUACUAAAGAAGAGAAGAAGAUAGAUAAUAUGAUAAUGAAAAAUGGAAUGAUGAUCAAAGAAAAUGGAUUAUUGCGUAAAGAAUUAGAAAAGAUAUGGGACCCACUGUCGGUUUAAAACAAUAUGAUUAAAAUGAUGGAUUGGUCAUACAUUGGGAUUAUAUUUUGGGUUUACCUAAAAGAAAUAAUUUCGCCUAAGUUGUAUUCGGAGUUUUUAAUAAUGGUGAUACUUUAUAUACUCCUAAGAUUGUUGAUGCAAAAGAUUGUGAAGUUGAAAGUGCAGAAACUGUAAGAUGUAUUAUAGGAGAUUCUCAUUAAGUUUUCGACAUACCACCUUCGACUGAUGCUUUAUUAAUUAUGGAAGUAUAACUUCCCUUUUCAAAGAAAAAAGGAGAUAACACAAACAAAACAGAAAGUUUAGGGUGGACUUAAUUAGAUUUAUUUGACUUAAAAAAAGAACUAAAACGAGGAAAAUUCAAAUGUCCUAUAUAUUAUCCACCAACCGACUAAAAUAUAACAAUAGAAGAUAUUCGGCAUUUAGAACCUAUUCCAGGUACAUGGAUAUAUCUUAGAAUAGCAUAUCCAAAUGAUGAUGAUUUCAGUAAAUAAAAAUCUCGUUAUCCAGAUCAUACAAUGCAUGAAUAUAUAAUUCCGAGAAUUCAUUUAAGAAAUGAUUUAGGAUAUAGAUAAUAAUAAAAAAUCUAAUACACAAUGCCUAACUAAGACUAAAUGUUAUAAAAUAUAUCUUAUCCAGAUUAAUCCUACAGGAAUUACUAAGAACCUUAACCUUAAUCCAACGGAUAUUAUGAUGUUCCAAGACCAUCUGAUGAUAAACAAAAAAAAGGUCUUUCUGUUUCUGUAAUGAAUAUCUAAAAUUAUAAGCCAGUAUAAAAUAUAAAAGUAUUAAUUGGACUUCUUUAAGACGCGAAAAUAGUAUUAGAUGAUAAUAAUAAAUAAUGUAAUUUCUAUACUUCAGUCCAUAAUCCUAAUUCCGAAGAAUAAAUGGAAGAUUUACCUUAAGAGGCUGUUAUUCCAUUAGUUGAAUAAAACUAAUAAUCAAAUAUGAUGAAUAAUAAAUAAUUUGGAGAAAUAUUAAAAUGGCAAGAAGAAUAUAAAUUUUAUAAAAAUAUUCCUAAUACAUUUUGGGAAAAUAAUAGACAAGAUUUAUAUAUUGGCAUUUAAGUUUUAGAAAAGGAACCUCCAAAGAGUAUUUCAAAUCCUGGAGAUUCUGAAUCUUAUAAAGGAUAAUAUAAUACUAUUGGUUGGAAUUUUAUUAAAGUAAAUAGAGAAGAUGGUUCAAUAAAAUCGGGUUUAUAUACUGUAGAUUUAUUUGAACCUCCGGCAGUAAAGCCUCCUGUAAGAGAAGAUUUACAAUAAAAAACAGGAAAAAUGAUUGAUAUAAUAGUCUAACAAUAUAUAUAUGAUUAAGCAUCUAUUUUAAAAUCUUAAACGAAAUCAAAACCUUAACCAGCUUCUCAAUAACCUGAAGAAGAACAAGAGAUUUUAGAUAAUAGUCCUUAUAUUCCAAACCCUAAACCGUAGUAUAAAACAAAAGCUUUUCAAAAAAGAAUGGGAAUCGAUUUUUAUAUUGACGGUUUGAGAUAUUUACCAGAUAAAGUGACUGUUUCUAGGAUUUAUUUAGAUGUUUUUAAUGUUAAUUAUGAGCCUAUUUUCGAAUAAAAUUCUUGUUUACCUGAACUUGAUUCUACUUCAUUUAAUCCUAUUUGUAAUUUUAGAUUAGAAUUAAGAAAAGAGCAUAUAGAUCCUUCUUCUAUUGUUUUAAUGACAAUUGUUACUUUAGAUAAGUCCAUUAAUGAAAUAAGAAUUAUUGGUUAUUCAGCUAUUCCUUUAUUUAUUACUCCUGGAUAAAAUGGAAAACACCCUUCUAGUUAAAAUAUAACUGAAGUAUUUUUAUAUAGUGGAGCAUAUUAAUUACCUAUUUUUUCUUAAUAAAUUAAAAGAGUAGUUCCUUUUACUAUUGACAAAAUUUAUAAUCUUGAAAAAUUGCCAUGUGCAUCUAUUUUAGUUAGAAUUUAUGCAGCUCCUAUGGAUGAAAAAGGAUUAAAUGCUUUAUCUAUAAAGGAUUUUCCUGACCAAAAAAUAUGGCUUUCGAAAGGUUUAUUUCAUCCGAGGCCUUUGUAUUCUAAAAAAGUUUAUAAUACCAGUUGGUAUGAAGCUAAUGAUGCUGAAAAAAAGCUAUUUCCUUAUAGAGUUAUAAGAGAAGAUAUAAGUAUAAAAGAAUAAGCUUAUAUUAUAAUAAAAGGAAAGAAUAUAAAUAAAAGAUUUAAAAACACAGAAUUAUAUUAAUUCUUAGAUGACAAUAUAAUAUUAACUGAUGAUACUAAAAUGAUAGAUAUGACCUAUUUCGCAAAAUAUUCUUAAUAAUCAGGAGUUAAGUUUAAUUUGGAUGGAUUACAUUAAGUGCCUGACGAAUCUUAAAUAUAUGUUGCAUUCUUCUCAUAUAACCCACCCUUUGGAGGCUUUUAUCCUUAUUUACCUGAUGGCGCAGAAAAAGAAUAUGGUUCUGAUGAUGAGGACGAUCCUGAAUUUAAACCUUAUUUACAAAAAAAAGAAGAUUUAGAAUAUUAAAAAUAAUUAUAAAUAAAUGAAAAAUAAAAAGUUAUACAAUUACCACCAGAUUCGACUGAAGUAUAUUUUUUUUAGUUUUUUAAAUAAAAAAUAAAUACUAAGGUUCAUUUAAUUUCAACUUUAAAAUGGAGUUCUGCAGCCUAAAGUCCUUAAUUUGAUGAUUAAUGGUCUACAUUUAAUAAAGAGUUUAAUAGAUAUCAAUGUAUUAUAGUGGAUAUUAAAAGCAUAACUUUUAAAAACAUUAAUCCUUAAUUUACUGAUGUUGGAUGGACUAUUGUCCCUGUUUUUACUCCCGAUGGAUAUGUAUAAUCAGGAACAUUCCAGAUUCCAUUAAUAAAAGGAGCUGUAAACGCUAAUUUUUUAUAUGAGUUAAGAAAAAAAAACAUGAAAAAACUAAGAAAUGAAAAUAAAAGAGAUAAAAAAUAACCUUGGGAUUUCUUAAUGGAAAAGGUUUAAUAGAAAAGAAGUGGAUUUAAAUUUUUGGAAUAUACCUCAAUUAUUUGUAGAGUUUUAGAUUCAUAAAGAGAAGGACAUUUAUAACAAAGAUUCGAUACUAAUAGAAUGAUUUAUGAUUAUUUGCCUUCAUAAAAUAAAAUGAAGUAUUCCUAUAAUGAAGCAGUAGAACUUAAAUUAAAAGAAAAAAAAAGGCUGUCAGCUAAUGUACCUAAUAAAGAAAGUUAAGCAAAUUAUAAUAGAAAAAUCACAGAUGCUUGCAUUUUUACAUAUAAUUUAGUAAGAUAUAUGUGA
Molecule: messenger RNA, 3612 nt
Organism: Ichthyophthirius multifiliis
Lineage: Eukaryota; Ciliophora; Oligohymenophorea; Hymenostomatida
Exons: 16
Source: RefSeq, a predicted model, not a curated record